Messenger RNA from Mesocestoides corti, 363 nucleotides. The record is from the annotation of a GenBank genome assembly. Lineage: Eukaryota; Metazoa; Platyhelminthes; Cestoda; Cyclophyllidea; Mesocestoididae.
AUGUUGGACUCGGACACAAUGAUAGCUCUUCUCGACGCUUAUCUUGUGUUCCUUCUUCCGCCAUAUUGGCCAAUGUUUGCCUUAGGCGCUGCUGCUUUGUAUGCACUGUGGCUGUGCCUCAGUUACGAGGCCGCUCGCAAACAACGUCAAGCAGUGGCAUCCCCGCACCCACCACCUCAUGGUUCGUCUGAGGUGGUAAUUUUGGACAAAGAAAUUGUUGUGAAUGUUGAGGAGGUCGGUAACGAAAAGGAAGCAGGAGUCCUCGAACCACUCCUUGUUUUCAGGCCGCAAAUUCAAACCAUAUCGUCAGUCACACAGUCACUGGCGAGUGCCACUCUUGGUGCUCCUGAAACAUAUGAGGCC